CGUCCUCUUCCGCCCGCUCGGCCCCUGCCAACGAGACAGGGCUGCCGGAGCCGCCGCCAUUGUUGCCGGCCUUUUUUCUUUAACCCCCCCUUGCCCCUGCGGAGAAUCCGACGCCAUCCGCCAACAUGGUGAACUUCACCGUAGACCAGAUCCGGGCCAUCAUGGACAAGAAGGCCAACAUCCGGAACAUGUCCGUCAUCGCCCACGUGGAUCAUGGGAAAUCCACCCUGACGGACUCUCUGGUGUGCAAAGCUGGGAUCAUCGCCUCGGCCCGUGCCGGGGAGACCCGCUUCACAGACACGAGGAAAGACGAGCAGGAGAGAUGCAUCACCAUCAAGUCCACGGCCAUUUCUCUGUUCUACGAGCUUUCCGAGAAUGAUUUGGCGUUCAUCAAGCAAAGCAAAGACGGUUGCGGCUUCCUGAUCAACCUGAUUGACUCCCCGGGCCACGUGGACUUCUCUUCGGAGGUCACGGCCGCCCUGCGUGUCACCGACGGUGCCUUGGUGGUCGUGGACUGCGUUUCUGGGGUCUGCGUCCAGACGGAGACCGUUCUGCGCCAGGCCAUCGCUGAGAGGAUCAAGCCCGUGCUGAUGAUGAACAAGAUGGACCGGGCUCUGCUGGAGCUCCAGCUCCAGCCGGAGGAGCUGUACCAGACCUUCCAGCGCAUCGUGGAGAACGUCAACGUCAUCAUCUCCACCUACGGGGAAGGCGAGGGCGGCCCCAUGGGCAACAUCAUGAUCGAUCCAGUCCUGGGGACCGUGGGCUUUGGUUCCGGCCUGCACGGCUGGGCUUUCACCCUGAAGCAGUUUGCCGAGAUGUACGUGGCCAAGUUCGCAGCGAAAGGCGAAGGGCAGCUGAACUCCGCCGAGCGCGCCAAGAAGGUGGAGGACAUGAUGAAGAAGCUGUGGGGAGACCGAUAUUUCGACCCGGCGACCGGCAAAUUCAGCAAGUCAGCCAACGGCCCCGAGGGGAAAAAGCUGCCGCGGACUUUCUGCCAGCUGAUCCUGGACCCCAUCUUCAAGGUGUUUGAUGCAAUCAUGAAUUUCAAGAAGGACGAAACCGCCAAACUGAUCGAGAAACUGGACAUCAAGCUGGACAACGAAGACAAAGACAAGGAAGGGAAACCUUUGCUGAAGGCUGUGAUGAGACGCUGGCUCCCUGCCGGGGAAGCCCUGCUCCAGAUGAUAACCAUCCACCUGCCGUCCCCCGUCACGGCUCAGAAAUACCGCUGUGAGCUGCUGUACGAAGGCCCCCCUGACGACGAGGCCGCCAUGGGAAUCAAGAACUGCGACCCGAAGGGCCCCCUGAUGAUGUACAUCUCCAAGAUGGUGCCCACCACCGACAAGGGCCGCUUCUACGCCUUCGGCCGGGUCUUCUCUGGCAUCGUCUCCACCGGCUUGAAAUGCAGGAUCAUGGGGCCGAACUACACGCCCGGCAAGAAAGAGGAUCUCUACCUGAAGCCGAUCCAGAGGACCAUCCUCAUGAUGGGCCGGUACGUGGAGCCCAUCGAGGACGUGCCUUGCGGCAACAUCGUGGGGCUGGUGGGCGUGGACCAGUACCUAGUCAAGACCGGCACCAUCACCACCUUCGAGCACGCCCACAACAUGCGCGUCAUGAAGUUCAGCGUCAGCCCCGUGGUGCGCGUGGCCGUGGAGGCCAAGAACCCGGCGGACCUGCCCAAGCUGGUGGAGGGGCUGAAGCGGCUGGCCAAGUCCGACCCCAUGGUGCAGUGCAUCAUCGAGGAGUCCGGGGAGCACAUCAUUGCAGGCGCCGGGGAGCUGCAUCUGGAAAUCUGCCUGAAAGAUCUGGAAGAAGACCACGCCUGCAUUCCCAUUAAGAAAUCCGACCCGGUGGUGUCCUACCGCGAGACGGUGAGCGAGGAGUCCGGGGUGCUGUGCCUUUCCAAGUCUCCCAACAAGCACAACCGCCUCUACAUGAAGGCCCGGCCCUUCCCCGACGGGCUGGCCGAAGACAUCGACAAAGGCGACGUCUCGUCCCGGCAAGAGCUGAAGACGAGGGCCCGCUACCUGGCCGAGAAGUACGAGUGGGACGUGGCCGAGGCCCGCAAGAUCUGGUGCUUCGGCCCCGACGGCACCGGCCCCAACAUCCUGACCGACAUCACCAAGGGGGUGCAGUACCUCAACGAGAUCAAGGACAGCGUGGUGGCCGGCUUCCAGUGGGCCACGAAGGAGGGCGCACUCUGUGAGGAGAACCUGCGCGGCGUCCGCUUCGACGUGCACGACGUGACGCUCCACGCCGACGCCAUCCACCGCGGGGGCGGCCAGAUCAUCCCCACCGCCCGGAGGUGCCUCUACGCCUGCAUGCUGACGGCACAGCCCCGCCUCAUGGAGCCUAUCUACCUUGUGGAGAUCCAGUGCCCAGAGCAGGUUGUGGGCGGCAUCUACGGCGUCCUGAACCGCAAGCGGGGCCACGUCUUCGAGGAGUCCCAGGUGGCCGGCACCCCCAUGUUCGUGGUCAAGGCUUACCUCCCCGUCAACGAGUCUUUUGGUUUCACAGCUGACUUGAGGUCCAACACAGGAGGCCAGGCGUUCCCCCAGUGCGUGUUCGACCACUGGCAAAUCCUUCCCGGAGACCCCUUCGACACCACCUCCCGCCCGUGCCAAGUGGUUGCUGAGACCCGCAAGCGCAAAGGGCUGAAAGAAGGCAUCCCGGCGCUAGAUAACUUCCUGGACAAAUUGUAAAAAACAUAAAUAAAAUUAAGCCAAAAUUACCACUUGCAACCACCAGACUUAAAAGAAUAAAUUUUAAACAACC
This is a messenger RNA of Elgaria multicarinata webbii, 2775 nucleotides long. It is a transcript of the gene EEF2, whose product is annotated as eukaryotic translation elongation factor 2. Lineage: Eukaryota; Metazoa; Chordata; Lepidosauria; Squamata; Anguidae. Bases 126 to 2702 code for a protein of 858 amino acids. Gene Ontology annotation, biological process: translational elongation. The record is from RefSeq and is a predicted model, not a curated record. Gene Ontology annotation, molecular function: GTPase activity; ribosome binding; translation elongation factor activity. The transcript has 15 exons. Gene Ontology annotation, cellular component: cytosol; ribonucleoprotein complex.